Molecule: messenger RNA, 711 nt
Organism: Talaromyces amestolkiae
Lineage: Eukaryota; Fungi; Ascomycota; Eurotiomycetes; Eurotiales; Trichocomaceae
Exons: 2
Coding region: 1-711 (236 amino acids)
Molecular function (GO): protein binding
Source: RefSeq, a predicted model, not a curated record
AUGUUUUCCACGGCAAUUAGAGUCGCGAAAAAUGAAGGCGAAAAAUUUAUGGGGAGAGCAGUUGAAUUCUUAUUGGGCAAAGGAAAAGAGAGAUUCUUCGUCCAUGAAAAAUUGAUUCGUGCCUCGUCCCCUUUCUUCGAUAAGGUCAUGUCAGCUACCUGCCUCGAAUCCAUGCAGCAUACUGGCACCAUUCAGCUAUCAGAAGACGAGCCAGAGAUAUUCGGCAUCUACGUCCAUUGGCUCUACUACAACAAGCUUCCUGUAUGCUGUAACGAACCAGGAUGUGCGGCAAACCAGGAAUACCUCAAACUCGUCAAGGCUUAUACACUCGGGAACAAAUUGAUGGACACGGGGUUCCAGAAUGCAGCGAUUGAUGCUAUUGUUGAGAAAAGUACAUCGGCAGCAUCGGAUGGGAAGAGGUAUUAUCCUGUUACAGAAGUGGUUGAAUACGCCUACAACAACACUCAUCUUUUAGCUCCCAUUCGUCGAUUACUUGUAGAUAUGCACGUCUCUGUUGGCAGUGGUAAAUGGCUUGACUAUGGGAACUUCAACUCAGAGAGAGUGCCGCAGCGUUUUCUCUUUGAGCUUAGUUCAAAGUUGUUGGAUCUGCGACGCGGAACUAGGGCGGAGGUCAAAGCUUCUGACUAUCAUGUUCAUGUAGCAGCUGACAUGAAAAUGGAGACUGAGAAGACUGAGAUGGAGAUUUUUUGA